Mesoplodon densirostris (Blainville's beaked whale) is the source of this 3353-nucleotide messenger RNA. RefSeq names its product BSD domain containing 1 (gene BSDC1). Gene Ontology annotation, cellular component: cytoplasm. The transcript has 10 exons. NCBI's taxonomy places the organism in Eukaryota, Metazoa, Chordata, Mammalia, Artiodactyla, Ziphiidae. The coding region runs from base 119 to 1411 and encodes 430 amino acids. The record is from RefSeq and is a predicted model, not a curated record.
UUAAUAAAUGACUCUUCCAUUCCAGUUAAGGAGUCCCGAAUCUGAAAUGGAGCCAUUCCCACUCGCAGAGAAGCCUCUGGCUGAUAGAUGAGACUGUCCCAUUCAGAGGCUUCCCAGGAUGAUGAAAACUAGGCAGGCUCUUCUGCAAAGAAAAAAUCACCAGAGCAUUCAAAAACAUGCUUUUAAAGUGCAGUCCUCCGAAGCCUUGGAGUUCAUGAAGCGGGACCUGACAGAGUUCACCCAGGUGGUGCAGCACGACACAGCCUGCACCAUUGCAGCCACUGCCAGCGUGGUCAAGGAGAAGCUGGCUACUGAAGGCUCCUCGGGAGCAACGGAAAAAAUGAAGAAAGGGCUGUCUGACUUCCUAGGGGUGAUCUCCGACACCUUUGCACCCUCACCAGACAAAACCAUCGACUGCGAUGUCAUCACCCUGAUGGGCACACCCUCUGGCACGGCUGAGCCCUAUGAUGGCACCAAGGCUCGUCUUUAUAGCCUGCAGUCAGACCCAGCAACCUACUGCAAUGAACCAGAUGGGCCCCCGGAGUUGUUUGACACCUGGCUUUCCCAGUUCUGCUUGGAGGAGAAGAAGGGGGAGAUCUCAGAGCUCCUUGUAGGCAGCCCCUCCAUCCGGGCCCUCUACACCAAGAUGGUGCCCGCAGCUGUUUCCCAUUCAGAAUUCUGGCAGCGGUAUUUCUAUAAAGUCCAUCAACUAGAGCAGGAGCAGGCCCGGAGGGAUGCCCUGAAGCAGCGUGCAGAACAGAGCAUCUCUGAAGAGCCUGGCUGGGAGGAGGAAGAAGAGGAGCUUGUGGGCAUUUCACCCACAUCUCCAAAAGAGGCCAAGGUUCCUGUGGCCAAAACUUCCGCGUCCCUUGAAGGAGGACCUGGCCCCCGGAGCCCCUGUGAAGAGAAUCUGGUGACCCCGGUUGAGGCUCCAACAGAGGUGACUCCAUCGGAGAGCAGUGAGAGCAUCUCCCUCGUGACCCAGAUUGCCAAACCUACCCCUGCAUCUGAGGCACCAGUGCUGUCCAAGGACCUGUCCCAAAAGCUUCUGGAGGCAUCUUUGGAGGAACAGGACCUGGCUGUGGAUGUGGGCGAGACUGGACCCCCACCCCUAGCUCAGUCCAAGCCCCACACCCCUGCUGGCCGCCCCAGCGGUCCAGAGCCCCGGCCUCCAGCCAGAGUAGAGACUCUCAGGGAGGAGGUACUCACAGACUUACGGGUGUUUGAGCUGAAUUCAGACAGCGGGAAGUCUACACCCUCCAAUGGAAAAAAAGGCUCAAGCACAGACAUCAGUGAGGACUGGGAGAAGGACUUUGACUUGGACAUGACUGAAGAAGAAGUGCAGAUGGCACUUUCCAAAGUGGAUGCUUCCGGUGAGCUGGAAGAUGUAGAGUGGGAGGACUGGGAAUGAGGGGAGCCAGAGCAAGCCGCUCCCCUACCCACAGCACUUCCCACCUCCCUCGCUCGUCUCCGCCCGGCCCUGGAAGACACUGACUAAGAAUGUCCCCCAAAUGGCCUCUGUCAGCCAGAGCUCUAGGCAGAUUCUGGGUUGUUCCUUGUUGGCCCUUUGGGCCUCUGCUCACAUCUGGGAAGGGGCUUGCUAAAUCCAAACCAGGAACUCUGACUUGUGCCAACCAUAGGAUGACCCGAGUGGGAGGAAACCUACCCCCCUCACCAGAAGAGCCUACACUUCUCUGCUGAACACCCACUGUUCCUGGGGACUCUUGCUGGGAAGUCCCAAUGGAUAGCCCUAGCCCAUCUGCCUGUGUAGGCAGAGGCCAAGCUACCAGUCUCUUGGAGGACGCCGAGACAACACACUCUGUCACCCAUACGCAGGCAAAGAAGGCCAUGCCACCUGCCCUUGGCUAGACAGGGAUGGUGAACACAUUUUGGUUCCUAUCCCAGCGGGUAAGAGGCAUUCAUUUCUGGGAAAUUUGCCUCUCUUAGGAAUCUCCCCCUCCCAGGCAUCUUCCAUUCCUGGAAAGGUUCCUUGUGGUUCAGAAUCUAGAGACCAAACUCCGUCGUUUUACCCAGUCCAGGCUGGUAUGUCCCCAACGCCUUUCCCAAGGCUUCUUCAUGUCAGAUGCACCCGAGUCCUUAGCCCAGCUGUGCCACCUGCAAGAGUCUGCUCUUGCUCUUCUUCCCCUCCCCAAGAAGGGAGGGGGCCACUUCAGGCCCUUCUGUGUGUUGCCUGGCGGGAUACCUUGUCCAACCAGCUACCCACCUCGACUCCCCUGUAGCUUAGGACACAAGCCAGCUACCAGCGGUACAGAGCAGUGAUCAAAGCUGAGUCCUUACAACUCUGGUAAGCCCAACUUCUCCGCCUCAUCCCUUCCGCUUCUUGAAGCGGUGUGCUGGGGGUGAGCUUUUUGAGACUGUCAUCAGGUUUCUGCAAAAGCUCUUCUUCCUGAAGGCAGAUCCAAUCCUUGUGGCUCUCACCCUCCACUCUGGUAAAAGCUGCAACUCUCUUGGGGGGAUGAGGGGCUGCAGGAAUCCCUGGAGACCCUGGUGCUUCACGAUGCUGCUCUGGUGAUUCUUGUACAUAAUCUGGUGUGUUCACCAAUGAUUUAAGUGAUUGUGGUCAGGGACGCCAAGAGAGUGGUGGUCACUUCCACUUCAAACCUUCACUGAGGGGGUGGGAUGGAGAGAAUGCUGAAUCUUUUUUUGAUGGAAUGGGGUUUUUCUCUUUGUAAUUAUUUCUUUAGUUUAAUUAACCUUUUGGUUGUUUGUGCAAUAUUAUAUAUUUUAAAUUAUAAUGUAUCUCCCCAGAGUAUUUUGUAGCCGGGAAAAGAAAAAAGGAAAAAAAAAAAAAAAGACUCUAACAGCUGUUAGUUUUGUAAUUAAAAAAGAAAGAAAAAAGAACUUUGUCCUGAACCUUUUCCAGACUUGCCGUUAACAGCUAUUAAAGAGAUUCAACAGAAGCUGGAAGGUGUCUGGGGCUCUGUUCUUGGACCCUACGGCAGCUGCUCCAGAGCCAGGGCAGGAAACACACUAUGUGCAGUGUGGCUUCCUGCUUGGAGCCUGGGGGUUAGGAUGGGAGGUAGCCUGGGUUCUGAGGAAGUCCCUUGUCCUCAUCCCAGGCUCACUUUGGCCUUUGGGAUGAGAAAGGGACAGGGCCCCCAACAGGCCUCUCACCAAGACAAGGAGUCAAGAGGCCGUUACUGCAUUCCCAACGCUUCUGCUUUUAUUUGGAAAGGAAGUUGCAACAACAGUGGUUCCAGGUGCUCUUGGUCAUUUUUCUCCUCUCCUCCCCCUGUAUGUGUAUGAUUCUGGGGUCUAUUUUUAAUUAACUUCAGUUAAACACCUGUAUGAAAAUCACUUGUCAGCUGUAAUAAAAGGGAAGUCUGAAUGAG